Messenger RNA from Drosophila arizonae, 652 nucleotides. RefSeq lists its product as uncharacterized. The record is from RefSeq and is a predicted model, not a curated record. Lineage: Eukaryota; Metazoa; Arthropoda; Insecta; Diptera; Drosophilidae.
UUGUCAACAACUCCAUUCCAUCAUUGAAUUCUCCCAGUUUGCGACAACACAUUUGGCGCCAUGAUGUAUUCGGAUCCACCGCAGGCGACGAGGUCAACUCAGACGGAGCCUCAGCCAAUCGAGCAACGAAAAUGCGUUCCACUGAUGAUGGUCGAUACGGAUGGCAAGAAGAGGUAUUGCUAUCAUGGCGGCAAAUGUCGUUGCCAGCAAUGCGAUAUCAUACGCCAAAAGCAGCUGGACGAGCUGGAUGUGAACCUGGAUGAGUUCAUACCGCAUUAUCAUCUCCACCUGGAGCCGACGCUGCGGCAGGUCAAGCAGAAGCAAUACAGCCUGAGGGCCAGGUACACGUCACCAGAGAUGGGUGAAAUGCUGCUCAAGGAUCACCUACGGAUCGUCAAGGAGAUACCCAUAUACUACUUGCCGGACAAGUACUACACCAAGUACGUGUACAACUAUGAGAAUCCACAGGAAAAGGGAACGCAAACUGAAAUCCUGAUUGGCAACUAUGGAGUCGAUGGUUGUCCGUGCGCACAGAAGAACGUUUGCUGGGACAUAUAAAUGACAUGCGGAGGGACGGGCGUUGAUUGGUCGCAUAACCGAUGAAGAUCCUACUAAGUCGGUUGAACUAACAACAACAACAACAACAACAACU